This is a messenger RNA of Conger conger (European conger), 1630 nucleotides long. RefSeq names its product Fas apoptotic inhibitory molecule a (gene faima). Gene Ontology annotation, biological process: positive regulation of neurogenesis; negative regulation of extrinsic apoptotic signaling pathway via death domain receptors; canonical NF-kappaB signal transduction. Bases 330 to 917 code for a protein of 195 amino acids. The transcript is spliced from 5 exons. The record is from RefSeq and is a predicted model, not a curated record. Lineage: Eukaryota; Metazoa; Chordata; Actinopteri; Anguilliformes; Congridae.
AAUUCCGAUGUUACAAAUUUGUACUGAAAUGCCUAAUUCUUCGGAUCGACCGGUUCAAUACAUAUUUUCAAGAAACAAUAGUCCAUCAAUUAAAACGAUGCAAAAGCCAAGAAGGGGGUCUGAUGCAAACCUCUGAUUGGUGUAUACGCCGAGAGAACUAUAGAUGGCCAAUCACAGCCAUUUCUACACAAGGAGAAAGAAAUCUAGAAAACCAGAGAAUGCAGGAUUUAAUUAAUUCAGGCCAAGCAGAUUACAGACAAUAUACGUCUGAUCUGCGCUAGGUAAUAAAAACUCGCCAUAAAAACGGUGUGAAUUCAGCUGCUGGUCUGAUGCAGAUUCAGGUCUGCAUGUCCCAGCAUUGUCAUCGCAACAGGAUGUCUGGGGACUUGGUGGGCGUUUGGGAAGUAGCAUUGAGCGAUGGUGUUCACAGGAUCGAAUUUGAGCAUGGGACCACUACGGGAAAACGCGUAAUUUACAUCGAUGGAAAGGAAGUGGUGAGGAGGGACUGGAUGUUCAAACUUGUGGGAAAAGAGACUUUCACGGUUGGCGGCACGGAAACCAAAGCAACGAUAAACAUCGAUGCAGUCAGUGGCUUUGCUUACGAGUACACCUUGGAGAUCAAUGGCAAGAGCCUCAAAAAAUACAUGGAGAACAGAGGCAAAGUCACCAGUACAUGGGUGCUGAACCUCGAUGGUGUCGACUGCAGGAUAGUCCUUGAGAAAGACACAAUGGACAUAUGGUGCAAUGGUCAAAAAAUGGAGACUGCGGGCGAGUUUGUGGAGGACGGCACGGAGACGCACUUCACCGUAGCCGACCACGACUGCUGCAUCAAGGCGGUGAGCAGCGGGAGGAAACGGGACGGACUGAUCCACACGCUGCUGGUGGACGGGGUGGAGGUGGCAGAGUCCACCGAGUGAAAACCAGGGGUCGCAAUGCGCAUUCCUCCCAAGAACAGGCCCGACUGCACUUUAAACAGCAGAAUUUUUUCGUUGUUUUUAAACGUAGUUCAUUUGUAAUUUUAUACACGCAAUACAGUAUGUGUAGAGAGAGGAACAGUCACUAUACCGGCCAUUUCCAUCAAUGGUUGGCAUUUAGUUGUUUAAAUAAAGCAAGUGUGGGAACCUCACCGCUGUUGACACUUGGAAGGCUCUGCUCCAAUUUGAGAACAGUUCCUUUGUUUUUUUGUUUUUUUUUCUCAAUAAUCUGCAUUUCAGAUGAAGUGCACUUUCUGCUGUUAUAUAGUGCUGUGAAUAGAUCCUAUCCAGUAUGACAGGCUUAUACUGGCACUGUAAACAAAGUGAAUUUCCUAGUGGAGUCACUGCAGGGAAGCCCGUCGCUCAAGGCCACAGCAGCAGUCUGUUGCAUAGGAUUGGACAUGAAAACUACCUGGUGCAGAGGCAGUUCAAUUGGACCACUACUUCAAAUCUGUAUUUUCUGUUUCUUGUUAUGCUUGUACAUUGGCACUAUGCGUACUAUACAAUCUACAGUCAUGAAAACACGCCUCAGGGCAAUGUUCUAUGAAACUUAUUCUGAUGUAUAGAAUUGUUCGCAUAUUAUCUCUUGAUCCUGAGACAGAUUUCUAUAUAAAAUACAUGUUAAUAAUAAAACAUCAGCAUCUGUGAUAAGUAAA